AUGGCUGCCUACCACAUGACUGCUCCCUUUUUAAUGAGAAAAGAGAAACCAGACAAUGGAUUUCCUCUCACCGGAAACGACAGAUUUGAAGGCUACUGCAAGGACCUGGCAGACGAGAUUGGCAAGAGACUGAAGUUCUCGUACACGUUCAGACUGGUGGAGGAGUACGGACAGGAGCUGGCCAACGGAUCGUGGGACGGGAUGAUCGGCGAGCUGAGACGAGGGGAAGCGGAUAUGACGGUGGCGCCGCUGACGAUCACGGCCCACAGAGAGCGAGUCGUCGACUUCUCCAAGCCUUUCAUGAACAUCGGCAUCAGCAUCAUGAUCAAGCGUCCCGAAAAGAUGAAGCCCGGAGUGUUCUCCUUCAUGGAGCCGUUCUCUGUGCCCGUGUGGGUGUGCAUCACCGUCGUGUACGUCGUCGUCAGCUUCAGCAUGUUCCUCGUCAGCAGAUUCAGUCCCUACGAGUGGAGACGUCUGCCCUUCUUCGGCAACGUCAUGUACAACCAGUUCACCAUCUACAACUCGUUCUGGUUCUCCAUGGGCGCGCUCAUGAUGCAGGGAAGCGAACACUGUCCAAGGUCCGCCGCAGGACGUCUAAUAGGCGGCGCCUGGUGGUUCUUCGUCCUGAUCAUCAUCUCAUCGUACACCGCCAAUCUUGCCGCGUUCCUCACCAUCGAGCGGAUGAAGAGUCCCAUAGAGUCGGCAGACGACCUCGCCAAGCAGACGGAUAUCGCGUACGGGACGCGGGAAUACGGAUCAACGAGAGAGUUCUUCAAAACGUCCCAGGUGACGACCUACAAGACGAUGUAUAACUUCAUGACGUCCACGUCGCCGUCGCCGUUUGCCAAGACCAUAGCCGAGGGAGUGCUGCGGGUCCGCAGUUCCAAGUGGAACUACGCCUUUCUCCUCGAGUCGUCCACCAACGACUACUAUAACAACCGCAAACCCUGCAGCACGAUGAGGGUGGGGCCCAACCUCAACCUGAAAGGUUUUGGAAUUGCCACACCUCUUGGGUCAACUCUAAAAGAGAAAAUAAACUAUGCAGUAUUAAAACUGAAAGAGGACGGUACACUGCACAAACUGAAAGAAACCUGGUGGUACGAAAAAGGGGAGUGCGCUUCCCACCCAGGCCACAGAGAGUCCAAAAAGAGAUCUCUGUCGCUAAGCAACGUUUCUGGUGUGUUCUACAUUCUGAUAAGUGGCCUGGUGAGCGCCAUUGUGAUGGGAAUCAUAGAGAUAUUCUGUAUAAAGAAACGAUUAAGUCCCCAAUAUCUUUCACCUCGAAUGAAAAGGAACGACACACGACUGUUGAGAUUUGGGUCACCACCAGAACAGAUCAACGGUUUACUUCCGGAUGUCGGUACAAGAUGAUUGUUAUUUGUCAUACCGAUUACACAGUGGGUUCAGGUGAACUCGCACUGUUUCAUUCCCGGUGCUAAUCGUUCGUAAAACCAAAGAGUUACUUAAAAGGUAAUUCGACGUAAAAACAGCGAAUUCCUUGUCCACGAAACCGGAAAAAUAUCCAUCUCGGCAAAACGCCUUGUCUACGACACCGGAAAACUAGACACCAGUGACACGGAAUCGAGAUGGCAAGAGGCACAUUGUUGGAAAGACAACGGUAUUUCUAUUACGUGAUGAGCGCGCCGCGAUGGUUGCAUUGUUCUACAAGAGAGAUAGAGUUAAUACGGCUGUGUGAGUUCAGGAGAAAUACAUUUCACGUGAAUUUAACCACUCCUAGUUCUGUGGCCACGAGGGUAUUGCGGAAAUGUCAACCUCAAAGAAAAUGACAAACGAAAAUAUGUCUGCUACACUCUGAGCAAACAGUAAUCAUACAGGCAGAAUACAGA
Messenger RNA from Gigantopelta aegis, 1847 nucleotides. RefSeq names its product glutamate receptor 4-like. The transcript has 9 exons. The coding region runs from base 1 to 1371 and encodes 456 amino acids. Gene Ontology annotation, biological process: modulation of chemical synaptic transmission; monoatomic ion transport; synaptic transmission, glutamatergic. Gene Ontology annotation, molecular function: glutamate-gated receptor activity; transmitter-gated monoatomic ion channel activity involved in regulation of postsynaptic membrane potential. Gene Ontology annotation, cellular component: plasma membrane; postsynaptic membrane. Lineage: Eukaryota; Metazoa; Mollusca; Gastropoda; Neomphalida; Peltospiridae. The record is from RefSeq and is a predicted model, not a curated record.